Molecule: messenger RNA, 870 nt
Organism: Abrus precatorius (Indian licorice)
Lineage: Eukaryota; Viridiplantae; Streptophyta; Magnoliopsida; Fabales; Fabaceae
Exons: 1
Coding region: 121-588 (155 amino acids)
Source: RefSeq, a predicted model, not a curated record
UAAAGGGAGAAGUAAAAGGGGAAGGGUUUUAGGGGGUUUUAAGCAGGAUUUAUUAUUCUUCGCGUACAAGAGUAGAGGAGAACCCUGUAUCGCAGCCACCGUGUCUGAAACUUGUACCCCAUGUCCACGCCCCCGGAGCAAGUCCCGAAGGAGAAAUCCGAUGCAAAAGCAGAGGAUAUUCCUGCGGAUCAAGCAGGUUCGGAGUCUCCCGGAGCAGAAGCAGAAGCAGAGGAGGCGGAGGAGGAGGAGGAGACGGAGUGCGGGUUUUGCUUAUUCAUGAAAGGGGGCGGAUGCAGAGAUGCAUUCAUCGAUUGGGAGAAGUGCGUCGAUGAAGCCGAUACCAACAAAGAGGAUCUUCUCGAAAAGUGCGCUCAGGUCACCGCUGCGUUAAAGCAGUGUAUGGAUGCCCAUUCCGAUUACUACGAACCCAUCCUUAGGGCCGAGAAACUCGCCGAGCAACAAGCCAUCAUCGAAUUAGAGAAGGAGAAACAGAAUUCCCAACCAAACGACGAGCAACCCCCCCAACCAAACGACGAACAACCCCCUCAACCAAAUGACGAACAAACCCCUCCUCAAGAUCAUAAGUGAGACCCCAUUCCAGUGCCCUUUUAUUUUUCAUUAAACUAAAUCUUAUGUUAUACUUGUACCGUCUAGUAGCGUUAGCGCAAAUAGAUUACACCUAUUUAAUGUCAUUGUGACUUACAAGAGUGUGUGGGUCUGGGUCCUCUCAUUUUUUUGUCGCAAUAAUUGGAAUUACCAAUAUUUUCUUACUUGGUUGGAUUCGCAGCUCUAUGAUAUUUAUUAUUCUAGCUCUGCUUAUUUCAUAAUUUGGGUGUGUUCUGUUAUAUCUGUUGCUAUUUUAUUGUCUAG